AGGAACCAAGAUGGCGGAUCAGAUGGCUAAUGAGGACAGUGGUAAAGUAAAGCACAUUGUGGCGGACUCGGCCGCUUUUUUGAAAAAUGCGCCGCUUCAUGAAAUGUGUGAAAAUGUUUAUACAGUUGAGGAUGUUGUGAAUGAGAUCAGAGACGCAGCAACUAGACAGCGUUUGGCUGUGUUGCCGUACAAAAUCAACUUUAGAGAGCCGUCAACAGAAGCACUACAUGCGGUGACUGAAUUUGCAAAGCAGACAGGAGAUUUUCGAAGUCUUUCUGUCGUUGACCUAAAGGUCCUGGCUCUCACUUAUCAACUAGAAAAGGAACAUUGUGGCAUUGAUCACAUUAAGACCAAACCCACCAAACAGGUAGAAAUAACUCAAGGGUUUGCAGGAAAGACAGUCCCUGGCUUCUUUAUGGAAAAAAAGCCAAAAGAGGAAAGUGAAGAAACUGAGCUAAGAGAUGAAAGAACAGUGUGCCGCACAGUUGACAGUGAUAAAACUACAGGAACAGAUGGACAACAGAACAAUACACCAAAUACAAGUGAUGAAUGUGAGACAAAUGCAAUUGAUACAUCAAGAACUGAAAUAAGCACAGCUGCUGAAAUUGAUAAAAACAAUGACUCUACUGCUCAGGAAAUUACAACUGGUAUGGAGGCACUGACAGCAAAUGAUCCAACAUUAAAUGACUCUAAAGAUGAUGAUGAGGGAUUUGAGGAAAAUGAUAACAAUGUUGAUGGUGAGGAUGAUUUAGACAGUGAUAUUGAGGAGGAUUGUGAGCAUGAAAAUGGUGAUGAUUUUGGUGAGGAUGAUGAUGAUGGUUGGAUUACACCUGAUAACAUAAAGCAAAUUAAGAAUCAGAUGGGGAAAGGAAGCCAGAAUGCUUUGCCAGCUAAUGUGACUGUAGGCUGCCUUACAACUGAUUUUGCAAUGCAGAAUGUAUUGAUUCAAAUGGGUCUUCAUGUGAUAUCGCUUGAUGGUAUGCUGAUCAGGGAAGCGCGCAGUUAUGUGUUGAAAUGCUAUGCUUGUUUCAGAGUGACAUGUCAGCUGGAGAAAAAGUUCUGCCCAUCAUGUGGUAAUAGCACUUUGGUGAAGGUGUCUGUUAGUGUUGAUGAGGAUGGUAUAACCCAUUACCAUCUGCCUAACAGAAAGAAACCGUUUAACAUCAGAGGAAAAAAGUUCCCCCUCCCUCGGCCCCAAGGCGGUCGCCACAGUAGCAACCCAGUCCUCACUGAGGACCAACCCCGUGGUCAGCAUCGUCUCCCGCGGAAGAAAGAUAACAUGAAUGUGUUUGAUCCUAAUUACAUCGCGCGCAGCUCACCAUUCGCCGCGAAAGAUGUAACAAGCCGCGCCUCGCAACUCGGUUAUCACUUGAAAGGUGCUCAAGAUUAUCAGAAUAGACGGAAUCCAAACGAGGUCAGGAAAAAAUCUGGACGGAGAAAGAAGUAGAGUGCUUGUGAUCUAUUUUCUCUCCUUCAUGUUUAAAAUUCGAGCGUGUGUUCCGUUGUGCGUCUCUAACCGCAUAUCAUGUACCCAAAGGAACCCUCGCAAGUUGCACUCACACAUACAACAGGUAUUAGAAUAGAUUUUUUAGCAAACCUCGUGAAAUAUGUGUACAUGCUUAAAAUGGAAAUGCUGAAUAAAAUUACAUCCUCGUAGUCGAAGA
Pocillopora damicornis (cauliflower coral) is the source of this 1664-nucleotide messenger RNA. Its product is annotated as RNA-binding protein NOB1. Gene Ontology annotation, cellular component: preribosome, small subunit precursor. The record is from RefSeq and is a predicted model, not a curated record. Gene Ontology annotation, biological process: maturation of SSU-rRNA; ribosomal small subunit biogenesis. Gene Ontology annotation, molecular function: RNA endonuclease activity. NCBI's taxonomy places the organism in Eukaryota, Metazoa, Cnidaria, Anthozoa, Scleractinia, Pocilloporidae.